UACUCUUUUGUACCCCGCUCUCAACACUACUCACCACCGCACACUCUUUCGUUCAUUUACAAUUUGCACGACGGCAUUAACACAUUUGUUAGUGCCGAUUGUGUGACAAAUUUUCUUUCAGAAAACUAUUAGGAAGUUUAGUUUGCAGCGUUCAAUCCAUUAUGUCAAAUAAGAAAUCAAAAAAGCAGAAAUGGAAGCCAAUAGAAACAGAAGUGAUUUCAAUAGCCAGUGGAACAUGCUGGGCUGAUGAAGUUGAAAAAGAACAAAAUGGAUUUAGUAGUUUUGGUUUUGAAGCUAAGCCUUUAAAUCUUCCGAAAGCUCCUAGAGCUGCUUGUGAAACCCUCAUAGAUGAGAGUACUGUACCUCAAGAAGGACCAUUCAUGGUUCAUAUGUCAAACUUGCAAUUUGAAAUCGAUGAAGAUGAUAUUACUAAUUAUUUUAAAGGUCUAAAGGUAGAAAAUAUCAAAUUACCGCGUAAUGAUAAUGGCCGCAACAAAGGAUUUGGAUAUGUUGAAUUUGAAGAACGGAAAGAUCUUAUUAUCGCUUUGGGAAUGGAAAAUCUGAUACGAGGUCGUCGAGUCCGUGUAGAACUUGCCAGUGGUGCACAAGACUCAAGAAAUGCCUUUCAACGAGGAAGUAAUCGAAUGGGAAUGGAUUUCAAAAGUGAUUCUCCCAGUGAUUGGCGUAUUAGAAAUUCAACUACAUCUGAUGAUAGAGGAGGUUUUACAAGAAGAAGAGAUGGUGGUGCUUUUGACAAAGAUCAUGAUAGUGAGAGAGACAGUGGUCCUUGGGCUAGGGGUAGUAGACGGAACUAUGAUGAUGAUGCCCCUAGUGGUAGAAGACCUUUUAGUGACCGUAGAACUGAUGACUUUGAUGGAAAUCGACGACCUUUUGGUGAUAGGCGUCAUGAUGAUUUUGAAGGUGGUAGAAGACCUUUUAAUGAUCGUCGAGAUGAUUCUGAACGUAAACCAUUUGGAGAAUCACGACGAGGUUUUGGCUUUAAGCGUGAAGAUGAUUUGCCUGAAAUCAGUACUUCUCCACCUCGGGAACGACCAAAGCUCAUUUUAAAACCUAAGACUGUUGAUUCAAAUGCUACUACGAAGACUGAUGAUUCCAAUUAUAUAGCUCCUCCAUCAAUAUUUGGAGGUGCCAAACCUGUUGAUACAGCAGCUAAAGAACGUGAAAUUGAAGAAAAACUUUUAGCCAAACACGAACCAAAAAUUCAGUUAUCUGCUGCUUCUUCAGUGAAUAGUUUAAAUGACCCUUCAGAUGAACAACAUCAAGAAGAAACUGAAGUUAAACCACCGUCACAUUCACGGCCUGUAGAAACAUGGAGACGAAGAAGUCCACGUCGUCAAAAUGAUGACCGUCCUCCAAGGCGAAGAACUUCACCAGAUAAAAAUCCUCACUAUGAAGAAGCUUCUCUUCCCAAAGAAAAUCUUAGGGAUAAAAGUAAUCAACAAAAGUCGGAUGAAAAUGAAUGUAAUGGAUUAUCUAUAAGUAUAGAUGAAAAUUCAUCAAAACCUAAUGUUUACAUUCCACCAAAUCUUCGUAAACAGGCAGUCAAAGAACAAUCUUUACCUGAUAGGGCAGCUGAUGGAUCAGAAAUUAUUGAAACUGCAGUUAUUGAAACACCUAAUGAUAUCCGAACUGAUCCUGAUGGUCAAUCUAGCGAAUCGGACUUAGUUAAAGAUCAAUCUUCAGAGAAUGAUAAAAAUGAUUCUGGUUUCAUAGAAUGUGGCAAAAAUGGUUUAGAUAAAAAUAAAUUUAAAAAACAAAAAACCAAAGUGGUUAAAAAAAUGUCUGAAACUGAUAUGAAAAAGAAAGAUCCUAUUGUAUCAAAAGAGCAAAAGAAAUCUACCAGCAAUAAAUUUGCAGCUUUACUUGAUGAUGGAUCCAACGAAUAAAGUAGCUGAUAUAAAAUGUAUUAUUUGUAUUAUUAAAAAAAAAAAAGAGUACUUAUAACUUAAGACUCUAGUAGCUAUCAAUUUUACAUACUUUUAUAAUCUCGUGUUUUGUACUGUAUUCAUACAUUUAUGUAGAACAUUGGUGUUUCAUUUUUUAUUUAAUUAAAAAUUCUAUUUAUGAGUUGCAGUGACGCUCUGUCUCUUGUUUUAUUACAAACACGGAAAAUUGACAGUCGAAGUCUGGCCCUAUAGUUAACAGAAAGAAUUUUUCUAAUUUGUACUAAAUUUUUGAGUCCAUAUGUUUUUGUGGUUUGUUGUCUACUUUGAUAAUAAGACUGCUUUAUUCAAUAGUGAUAUUAAAAGACUUAUUAUUAUUGUAAUAGACGCUCACUGAUUAUUUAUAAGACUAUCCAAGGUCGUGUCACUGCCAUGUUCUACUUUAAUGUUAGACUUGCUUGCUAUGUGUUUACAUUUUGUAGGUGAGAUGUUGCAAUAGGCAGUGGGAAUAUUUAUGUUCAAUUUUAAUUGUAAUAAUUUUUAAAACAAUUAAAUGCAUGUUUGUAACUAAAAAGAAAUUACUAUGACUUUGGUUUAGUAAUGUUACAACAUUACAUUAUUGUGUAUUUUGACACGUUAUAUAAAAAUUAUA
This is a messenger RNA of Daktulosphaira vitifoliae (grape phylloxera), 2556 nucleotides long. RefSeq names its product eukaryotic translation initiation factor 4B (gene eIF4B). The record is from RefSeq and is a predicted model, not a curated record. Gene Ontology annotation, molecular function: RNA binding. The coding region runs from base 162 to 1907 and encodes 581 amino acids. Lineage: Eukaryota; Metazoa; Arthropoda; Insecta; Hemiptera; Phylloxeridae. The transcript is spliced from 11 exons.